CGGCGACGGCGUCAUUGUUGCGCCGACGAUGCUGCGGACGAGGUUUUUGCUGAUCGGCGCCGUGCUUGCCCUGGCCAGGGCCACCGAGGUGGACGUGCCGGGGCUCGGCAGGCUCAAGGGCACCACCACCCUGACGCAGUGGACGCAGCAGAAGGUCUUCGAGUUCAGGGCCGUGCCCUACGCCGUCGCGCCCAGCGGCGCCAGACGCUUCAAGUACCCUGAGAAGUUCUCGGGGUGGUUGGGGACGCGGGACGCGACUUUGUACGGACAGGCGUGUCCGCAGCCGGGCGUGAGCGCCGCCGUCGCCCCCCUGUACGGCCAGUUCCUCAGCCACGACGAAGACACCCUGCCACGAAGGGCCUCCGCCGACCCUGAGGACUGCCUCACCCUCGACGUCUACACCAAGAAGAUUGGCAGUUCGGAGCUGCGGCCGGUUUUCGUUGCGAUCCACGGCGGCUCCUUCCUCUCGGGCAUGUCGUCGUCGCUCAAGCCGGGAUUCCUGCUCGAGAAGGACAUCGUCCUCGUCGUGCCCCAGUACCGCCUUGGCCCUCUAGGGUUCCUGAGCUUGGGGACGAGCGAGGCGCCGGGCAACGCGGGUCUGAUGGACCUGGUGCUGGCGCUGGAGUGGGUCAGGGACCACGUGGCGGCGUUCGGCGGCGACCCCGGCAAGGUCACCGUGGGCGGCAACAGCGCCGGCGGCGCCAGCACCAGCCUGCUGAUGCUGAACGCGCGCGCCGCCCCCCUUUUCCACCGCGUGCUGCCCCAGAGCGGCCCCGCCCUCGCCUUCUGGGCCCUCGACAGGUCGCGCUCCACCAAGCCGGCCUCCGACCUCGCCCUCGAGGCCAACUGCAGCCCCGGCCCCGCCGCCGUCCUCCUCGCCUGCCUCAGGUCCAAGUCGGUCGCCCAAAUCACCAACGCCUACAUCGCCUAUGCGUUGAAAGUUUACGCGAGCGGCGACCUGGGCAUGAAGAACUCGAUGCCCGUGAUCCAGGAGGUGGGCGUGGGCGAAAGGGUGGUGGACAGGGACCCCGUGGAGGUGUUCAGGGCGGGCGCCUUCAACGCCAUGCCCGCCCUCGUCACCGUCGUCAAGCACGAGGGCAUCUUUGACCUCGACCUGAUGUACCAGUCUUUCCUGCUGCCCAACGGCCUCCACAACAACGACACCUACCUCAGGGAGGACGUGCUGCUCGACUUCCUCAGGGUCUUGGGGGUGGAUGACUUCACGGGGGUGUUUUCCGAUUCGCUCAUGUCCAAGUAUAUGGACGAGGCCGACGUGGGCAACUUCAGCCGCAUGACGCCCUCGCUGAUCGACGUGACGGGGACGUUGUCGCACAAGGCGCCAUCGUUCGCGCAGGCGCACUCGCACGCCUCCAAGGCCAACACGUACCUUUUGACCUUCGACUACCACGGCGAGCACACCCUGCACGACGACACGCCCACCAGCGUGCCCAUCCCUGGAGGCAUCACGCACUCGGACGAGCUCAUCUACCUGUACCCUCGCGAGGGCAGAAAACUCAACGACGAGGACACCAAAAUCGCCAAACUCAUGGUCCAGAUCUUCACCAACUUCAUUAUCUCAGGGAAUCCUUCGUCGAUUCCUCUGGAGGGUGUGCCUGAGUGGCCGCACCUGAGCGGUCUGCAGAGACACGUGCUGAGCGUGAGGAACGGCGGAAAACAUGAGCUCUUUGACGACUACAGACGAACCUACACGGCGGCCAAGGACGAAGGUCUCGUCCUGAAAGGCUCUGCCCCCCUCCUCUCCUCCUCCACCCUGACGCUCCUCCUCGCCUUUGCAACUUUGAUUCUGCUGAGACGCUGAUUUUUUUGCUUGCAUUGUAAAUCGAGGAGAAGAAAAUGAAUUUAAUAAUUGCUUCAAAACUGUAAUUCGUGAUUCUUCGCGGCCGUUUCGCUAUCAAUUUUCAUUUUAUCCCUUGAAUUAGUGGUUGCUUUGAUCAAACAGAAAUUGAAAUAUUUCCAAUUUAACUAUAAAGAAACAAGUUCUCAAAUUUUAUUAAUGAUACAUAUCAUUAGCAAAAUAUGAAAUUACUAAUAAUACGAUUUUGUUUAUAGUGCAAUGAAUAUUGAUAAUUGAAAUAAAUAAACAAAAGAAAAAAUUCUGAAAGUAUAGAACUAUAAUAUUUGUUUAAAUUACAUAUUGCUUGCAAAUUAACAUGGCACUGACUUCUCUUGACACUUCACGUUUUAGCAACUUUUGUUUGCCGCAUAAACGUUACCAUUUCCUUUCCAUUUUAUAUUUCAUCUUUUUCUUUUUUCUUUUUAAUUUUUGAUGAAUAAAGAAUAAAUAUUUUAAA
This is a messenger RNA of Neocloeon triangulifer, 2312 nucleotides long. Its product is annotated as carboxylesterase 1E-like. Lineage: Eukaryota; Metazoa; Arthropoda; Insecta; Ephemeroptera; Baetidae. Bases 29 to 1819 code for a protein of 596 amino acids. The transcript has 9 exons. The record is from RefSeq and is a predicted model, not a curated record.